AUGUAUCAGUACCGACUCCCAUACCGACGGCCAGAAGCUCGAUGUCGGAGGGAGAGAUCCGUGACUCGACAUCAGCCAUUUCGGUACCAUGUGCUGCUGCACAAGAACGAAGACUUCAGCCUACGGUGCCGGCACCGCCUGUUUAUUGACAGAGGCCUGCACCCUCUCAACCAGACUAUGAUCGAAUUUCCCAAUACUCGGGAUACCACAGACAGGACUUGUAUGACUGGGAGUAUUACCGACCCCAGGAAUACUAUCCAGAUGAAUGUAGACAGGAGGAGCACUACGCUCACCCUCUUCCACCUACCAGGGUCAUCCAAGUCUCUUCACCUCGGGCCCCGACACCAUCAGAGCACCGUAGUAGAACCGAGACUUCUGUACCGAGGGUUACUGCAUCGUCCUCGGUACCGCACCAUGAACAAGCGUUGCAGUCGAUCCAAGCAGCAACGCAACCUACUGCAUCGAACUCACCUGACGAUGAGUACAGUGGACCUGAAGGAUGCGUAUUUCCACAUUUCCAUGAGGAAAUCGCAUCAAACUUACCUGUGCUUCAUCAUCGACACUCGACAGUUCCAGUUCACCGUUCUUCCCUUUGGUCUCACGACCGCACCGAGGGUCUUCACGAAGCGGGCGGCGGCGGCGCGGGUGGCGAUGGCUGUGCUCCGGUUGGCGCUGGCGCUGGCGCUGCUGACCGCCUGCCUACUUUCUGCGCUGGGAUCUCAGCGAACAUUUCUACAAGUGGUUAUUCCUCAGAGGAUCCCUGUGUAUGCUUCUGGAAAUACGGAAAGGAUGUCCUAUGAUAUGAAUCUAAAGGAGAAGCUAUAUACAAUUCACCUGAGGCAACAAUCCAUUUUGACCAAUGAUUUCAGAAUUUAUACAUACACCCAAUCGGGGAAUAUGAUGUCUAUUAUCCCUUCUGUUCAGCGGGAUUGCUACUAUCAAGGCUACAUAGAAACUUACACAAAUUCACUUGUGAUGCUGAGCACCUGCUCUGGUCUCAGCGGGCUGUUGCUCUUUGAGAACAUCACCUAUGGAAUCGAGCCGGUGGAAUCGGCCUCUGGAUUUCAACAUCUCAUUUAUCAGACCGAAUACAACGACGAGGACUUCAAUGUUUCUAAAGAGAAUUAUUCCAUCGACUGGACCACAGAAAUCAGUCAAAGGGCAAGCCCAGAAGUACCGAUUAACUUCAGCACCGUGAGAUACGUGGAGAUGCAUGUGAUCGUGGCCAAGACUCUGUUUGAUUAUAUGGGUUCGGAUGAAGAUAUCGUGACAGGGAAAAUCAUGAAGCUUAUCAGCUUUAUCAACACUAUGUUUUUCAAACUCAACAUGAGGAUUAUACUCUCCUCUCUGGAAUUUUGGUUAGACAACGAUAAAAUCUCCACCACGGGGACGCCCGACGAGAUGCUGGGGAAGUUCGUGGAGUGGAAAAAGGAGCACCUCACUCUACGACCCCACGACGUGUCAUUUUUAUUUGUCUACCGGGACAAGGCCGACUCGUUGGGGUCAACGUUUCCCAAACAGAUUUGUGUCAAGCCUUCUUCUGCAGGGAUUGCUGUGUACCAAAACGGGAUCACACUGGAGACGUUUUCCGUGAUACUUGCACAGUUGCUGGGAAUUAGCCUGGGACUGCACUUUGACAACGCAAGACAAUGCUUCUGCCCGGGGUCCACCUGCGUGAUGAAUACCAACGCAGUACAGUCCAGCGGGGCCAAGUUCUUCAGCAGCUGCAGCAUAAAAGACUUCCGGGACUUUCUAGGGUUUGGCUCUCCACAAUGCCUCAUGAACAGACCACGGAUCGAUAUCACGUACAGAGCUCCCCAGUGCGGCAACAGUAUAGUGGAAGACGGGGAACAGUGUGACUGUGGCACGGUGAAAGAAUGUCAAACGAAUGUUUGUUGUCUAUCAGAUUGUACCUUGAGAGCAGGAAAAGAGUGCGCCCAAGGAGAAUGUUGCUGGCAGAAUACCUGCAAGUUCAAGGCAAAAGGCACCUUAUGCCGAGACACUCCUGACGUCGACUGCGAUCUGAGGGAGUACUGCAACGGGACGUCCUCAGAAUGCACAGAUGAUUUCUUUGUUCAGGAUGGGCAGCCGUGUGAGGCUGAAACCGGGGUUUGCAUGAAAGGAGUGUGCCAGAGUCCGGAUCGAUGGUGCCGAAAAGUAUUUGGACAAGGUUCGAAAAGCGGGUCUCCGCAGUGCUAUGAAGAAAUCAACAGUCAAAGUGACAGGAUGGGACAUUGCGGCUCCUCUGCGCGCGGCUACCAGCACUGUCAGUGGAAGGACCUCAAGUGCGGCAAGUUAGUGUGCGAAUACCCAAGUAAAAAACCUUUUGUUAUUGAAAAUGCAGCUAUAAUUUAUGCAAAGGUGCAGCAUCGCUUGUGUGUCACUUUAGACUACAUGAAAGGCCCAACAGUGAAGGAUACGUUCUUGGUUCAGGACGGUUCCGUCUGUGCGAAGGACAAGAUUUGCAUGAACCAGAAGUGUGUGGAUAGGGCUGUAAUAAAAGCCACUUGCGAUCCAAUAAAGAAUUGCCACAAUAAUGGAGUUUGCAACAACAGAGGUAACUGUCAUUGCGAAAUGGGCUGGGCCCCACCUAACUGCACGACAGAAGAAAAGGGAGGCAUAGGAGGAAGCAUUGAUAGCACCUACCGAAGUGGUCCACUUCUGAGCAAACAUCACGGCAUUAAUACCACGACAAGGAACUGGCUUCUGAUAGGUUUCUUUCUUUUCCUGCCUGUUGCUGUCGGGUCCGUCAUCAUAGUCAUAAAACUAAGAGACGUCUUCUCAAAAGUGAAAGUGGAGGAGGAAGAAGAUGAGGAAGAAGAUUAUGAUAAGGAAGGGUAA
Molecule: messenger RNA, 2841 nt
Organism: Elgaria multicarinata webbii
Lineage: Eukaryota; Metazoa; Chordata; Lepidosauria; Squamata; Anguidae
Product: disintegrin and metalloproteinase domain-containing protein 2-like
Exons: 22
Coding region: 1-2841 (946 amino acids)
Biological process (GO): proteolysis; male gonad development; binding of sperm to zona pellucida
Cellular component (GO): plasma membrane
Molecular function (GO): metalloendopeptidase activity
Source: RefSeq, a predicted model, not a curated record